This is a messenger RNA of Paramecium tetraurelia, 3441 nucleotides long. RefSeq lists its product as uncharacterized. The record is from RefSeq and is a predicted model, not a curated record. Lineage: Eukaryota; Ciliophora; Oligohymenophorea; Peniculida; Parameciidae. The transcript is spliced from 2 exons. Gene Ontology annotation, cellular component: nucleus.
AUGACAAACAAAGUUGCUAUCUUGCUGGUGCUUGUGGGGCUGAUGAGCUUUGCAAGUGCCUCUUUGAUAAAUGUGCAAUCAUUAGCUCAGAUCGACGUAGAGAGUUAUGGAUGUGACAAAUCGAAGCUGUAUGAUGCCGAAGAAGGCCUCCAGAAACUCGGCGAGGCCCUUAAUUUCGCCCAGACAGGAAAAUUGGAUCAAGACAUAAAGGAAUUGAGAGAAUUACAAAUGUUGGCAAGGAAAGGAAUGGAAGAACAAGUGCAGGUUUCAUUUGUUUAAGUUCACAAUCUACAAUACCUUUAUAUGUUGAAGCAUAAAUUUGAUUCCUUGGCACUUAUCGAAAUGCCAAACUCAUUUGCUCGUCCCCAUAUUGACGGAAUGAAAUCUUAAAUUAACUUAGUAUUGGCAGCUACCGACACCCAAACCAGAAAAGCCUGCUGCGAAAUGUUGUUCAAAAUGAUUGAAGUUCUACUUCUAGACCUACUCGAAUUGGAAGAAGAAUGCUAGAAGCCCAUCACAAUCAACAUCGAAGGAGAAAUCAGAAAAAUCCAAAUCAUCAGAGGACAUUGUGAUAAUACACCCACUCCAGAAUAACCACCAGUCAUCCCUGUUGAUCCCAUACCAAUCAAACCCAAGGAUCCAACUCCUACCAUUGUCAUCCCUCCUAAACCAAGGGAUCCAACUCCAACCAUUGUAAUCCCUCCAAAACCAAGGGAUCCUACGCCCAAACCAGGAGACCCAACUAAGCCUGAAGAUCCAACUAAACCAAGAGAUCCAACACCCAAACCAGGAGAUCCAACACCCAAACCAGGAGAUCCAACUAAACCAGGAGAUCCAACUAAACCAGGAGAUCCAACUAAACCAGGAGAUCCAUCUAAACCAGAAGACCCAACUAAGCCAGGAGAUCCAACUAAGCCAGGAGAUCCUACUAAGCCAGGAGAUCCUACUAAGCCAGGAGAUCCAACUAAACCAGGAGAUCCUACUAAACCAGGAGAUCCAACUAAACCAGAAGAUCCAACUAAACCUAAGGAUCCAACUCCUAAGCCAAGAGACCCAACAGCUAAACCACCCCCUAAACCAAAAACACCAAGUCCAACUCCUUAAGUCGUUAUCGAUUGUGUCAAGGGGGCUAAUGUCGUAGGUGACAUGAGUGCAAGCUCAGAUUAAGCCAUUGCUGAUUCAGUAAUUGAAGGUAAAGACAUUGCUGGAGCCACUGAUUAUGGUUAUGGUUUCUGGAUAAGAUGGUUGAGUAGAUAUCCAGAUGAAUUGGUCUCAGGAAGAACAAAAAACACCUAUUACUUCGUAUCCAGAUUGACAACCAAUCAAAAGUUCAAUGAUGCAGAAAUGGGAGAUAGAGUUCUGGCCAUCUGGCAUUAUGAUACUGGUUUCCAUUUCACUACAUUAGACAAAGCAUCUCGUAAUCCAAACGUAAAUCAAAACAUCCCAACAGGAGACAUUGAAGGAUUGUGGAGCUACGUCUACUAUUCAUAUAGUGGAAGAUUAAAGAGGGCUGUUGGUUUAUUGAAAUUUGGAGCCAGUGGAAAAGUACAAUAACUCUCCUUAGAUGUUACUCACGAUAUCCCAACAUAUUUGAGAUUAGUUAUAGGAGGUAGAUAGUUUAGUUAUCCUGGAUUCAAUGGGUAAUUCACUAAUCCAGUCUUCAAGAUUGGAGAUGGAGCUUAUGUUAAUUCUGAAUUGGAAUUAUUCGAUUACAAUCUUAAAUGCAAUCCUUAUCCAAAAUUAGAUUGUACUGAAAGAGCUAAACAAACCUUAAUCCACAAGGCUGUUAGAUACAAUGUUAAGACUACAAAAGUACAAACAGUUAAAACUAGUCUUGAAACACCAUUCCCUGAAGAAUACUCAGUUAGUGGUUGGUUUAAAUGGAAGUAAGUAGAGAAUUAGGAGCCAUGGCAUUUGAUGUUCAGAGUCUUUGCCACAAAAGAGAAUAACAAUGCCAAGAACUUAGGAGACAGAGAUUUGGCAGCUUGGAUUGGUACCGCAAAUGAUGGUAUUGUGUUGUUGUCCACUUAUUCAUAUAAUAACUUAUUCGGAGAAGGUAACCCAAACAUUAUGAAUCAAAUCCAACACAAGAAUAGAAUUUAAGAAUGGACAUUUGUGUACUUUGGAUAUUCAUUUAAAUAAAAGACUGCUCAUUCCAUCGUUCACUUCAAGGAGGCUAGAGAAGAGAGAACAUUUGAGAAUGUCAACCAUUUCUUAGUUUAAAGACUCUCAAUCAAUUUGGCAAAGGAUGACCACUAUCCUUCUUGGAACGGUAUCAUUGGCAAAUUCAGAAUUGAUUUGUGUAAUGGUGCUUAUGAUCCUAAAUUCCCAAGAACUGCAACACCAGUUCCAAGUCCAUCACCAUUAGGUCCAACUCCACCACCUUCAAAGACUGUUGAACCACCCCCCAAGACUCCAACCAUCAAACCACCUCCUAAACCAGUCAAACCACCCACACCAGAAGUUGUAGUGUCACCACCUCCUCCCAUCAUCAAAACACCAGAAGUUAUGCAAAAAUGUAUUGAAGGACAAGCUGCGAUCGGAGAUUCCUCUUCAGCACCAGAUGUUAAGCCAGUUGCUGACAUCUAAGUACCAGAAGAAGCCUUGAAGGAUGUAACAGAAUACGGUUAUGGAUUCUGGAGCAGAUGGUUGACCAGACAUCCAGAAUAAUUGUUUGAAGGAAUGAGUGAACCAUGGUAUUUCGUAUCAAGAUUGACAUCAAAUGAUCCAUAUGACAAUAUUAGAAUGGGAGACAGAUUGUUGGCAAUCUUCUUGAGUAAAGAUGGAUACACAUUCAUCACAAAUGAUAAAGGAACAUCUAAUCCAAAUCUCUAUAAGUAAUAACCAUACAAAGAUAUUGAAGGCGUUUGGACAUACAUUCAUUUCAGUUUCAGUCCAUUGAAAAAGAAGGCUGUUGCUUUUGUUCAUGCCAACAAAUAAACCUCAUAAAUUGAAUUGGCUGGAGUCACACAUGAAGCUCCAAAGAAAUUAAGAUUCAUCUUGGGAGGUAACGAUCUCAAACUCUAUCCUGGAUUCAAUGGUUAAUUCACAAGACCAGUAUUGAAGAUCGGUCCAGGUUCAUUCAUUGGUUCUCCUGAAGAUGUUCAAAAGUAUGCCUUAUCAUGCAACCCAUUGCCAGAACCAGAUUGCAAGAAGGGAAGAGGAGUCAGCAAUUUGAUUGAAUCAACAAAAGAAUUCAACAAGGGAAGCGAAGUCACCUUGUUUGUUGCUGAUAAUGAAAGACCAUUCCCAGAUAAUUAUGCCGUUGGAGGUUGGUUCUUGUGGACACCAACAGAAUAGGAAGACUGGCAUUUAGCUUUCAGAGUUACAAUUAAUGGAUAAAAACACAAUAAGAAUGAUCAAUUAUUGGGAGACAGAGAUCUCACAACCUUUUUUGAGCAAGUCAGGUAGUUAUCACUUUGCUACCUAUACCUACACUGA